This is a messenger RNA of Podarcis raffonei (Aeolian wall lizard), 1391 nucleotides long. RefSeq lists its product as uncharacterized. Bases 629 to 1327 code for a protein of 232 amino acids. The transcript has a single exon. NCBI's taxonomy places the organism in Eukaryota, Metazoa, Chordata, Lepidosauria, Squamata, Lacertidae. The record is from RefSeq and is a predicted model, not a curated record.
GGCAAAUGUUGACCCUAUUUUCAAAAAGGGGAAAAGAGAGGACCCAAAUAAUUACCGCCCAGUCAGUCUGACAUCAAUACCAGGGAAGAUUCUGGAGCAGAUCAUUAAGCAAACAGUCUGUGAGCAACUAGAAAGGAAUGCUGUGAUCACCAAUAGUCAGCAUGGAUUUCUGAAAAAUAAGUCAUGUCAGACUAACCUGAUCUCGUUUUUUGACAGAAUUACAACCCUGGUAGAUGAAGGGAAUGCAGUGGAUGUAGCCUACCUUGAUUUCAGCAAGGCAUUUGACAAGGUGCCCCAUGAUAUUCUUGUAAAGAAGCUGGUAAAAUGCGGUCUUGACUAUGCUACCACUCAGUGGAUUUGUAACUGGCUGACUGACCGAACCCAAAGGGUGCUCAUCAAUGGUUCCUCUUCAUCCUGGAGAAGAGUGACUAGUGGGGUGCCACAGGGUUCUGUCUUGGGCCCAGUCUUAUUCAACAUCUUUAUCAACAACUUGGAUGAUGGACUCAAGGGCAUCCUGAUCAAAUUUGCAGAUGACACCAAACUGGGAGGGGUGGCUAACACCCCAGAGGACAGGAUCACACUUCAAAACGACCUUGACAGAUUAGAGAACUGGGCCAAAACAAACAAGAUGAAUUUUAACAGGGACAAAUGUAAAGUAUUGCACUUGGGCAAAAAAAAUGAGAGGCACAAAUACAAGAUGGGUGACACCUGGCUUGAGAGCAGUACAUGUGAAAAGGAUCUAGGAGUCUUGGUUGACCACAAACUUGACAUGAGCCAACAGUGUGACACAGCAGCUAAAAAAGCCAAUGCAAUUCUGGGCUGCAUCAAUAGGAGUAUAGCAUCUAGAUCAAGGGAAGUAAUAGUGCCACUGUAUUCUGCUCUAGUCAGACCUCACCUGGAGUACUGUGUCCAGUUCUGGCCACCACAGUUCAAGAAGGACACUGACAAACUGGAACGUGUCCAGAGGAGGGCAACCAAAAUGGUCAAAGGCCUGGAAACUAUGCCUUAUGAGGAACGGCUAAGGGAGCUGGGCAUGUUUAGCCUGGAGAAGAGGAGGUUAAGGGGUGAUAUGAUAGCCAUGUUCAAAUAUAUAAAAGGAUGUCACAUAGAGGAGGGAGAAAGGUUGUUUUCUGCUGCUCCAGAGAAGCGGACACGGAGCAAUGGAUCCAAACUACAAGAAAGAAGAUUCCACCUAAACAUUAGGAAGAACUUCCUGACAGUAAGAGCUGUUCGACAGUGGAAUUUGCUGCCAAGGAGUGUGGUGGCGUCUCCUUCUUUGGAGGUCUUUAAGCAGAGGCUUGACAACCAUAUGUCAGGAGUGCUCUGAUGGUGUUUCCUGCUAGGCAGGGGUUUGGACUCGAUGGCCCUUGUGGUCUCUUCCAACUCUAUGA